Messenger RNA from Brachypodium distachyon (stiff brome), 1179 nucleotides. RefSeq lists its product as uncharacterized. Gene Ontology annotation, molecular function: nucleic acid binding; RNA-DNA hybrid ribonuclease activity. Bases 1 to 1179 code for a protein of 392 amino acids. The transcript has 6 exons. The record is from RefSeq and is a predicted model, not a curated record. NCBI's taxonomy places the organism in Eukaryota, Viridiplantae, Streptophyta, Magnoliopsida, Poales, Poaceae.
AUGAAGCCUCGGGUUUGGAGUAAACCACCGUUGGACUGGGUAAAGCUCAAUGUCGAUGCCUCUUUUGAUGCUGACGCUCUCAGCGGUACUGUUGGAGCUGUCAUCCGCGAUCACCAUGCUAAUUUUGCAGCAACCAUCAACUGGAAGCUCGACUUUGUUGCGGACGUUGAAGCAGCUGAAGCUCAUGCCGUGCGUGUUGGUUUGGAGUUUGCUGCCCUUUCGGGCUGCUCGAGGAUCGUUAUCAACUCAGACUCCACAUCUGUAGUCGAAGCUCUCUCGGCUGGAUACCAACCUUUCGGUGCUGCUGCUGCAAUCUACGAAGACUGCUUCAGUCUCUUGGAUGAUCUGGUUCAAUUUGACAUCAGCCACUGCCAGCCUUGCUACCUUACUUUUGUUGAAUCAAUAGAUACAUGUGGUAAUCCAAAGAUGAAUGAGAAGUAUGCAAUGUGGCACACAGAACCGGGAAAAUUUUAUGGUCUUCGAGCUGACAUGAGUAUAUGGGGUUCACCAAAUCAAGAAUACUCUCAAGAAUCUGGAGCAGCCAUACAAAUGUAUUGUGCAGAAGGAGGACACUACCGCUUAAUUGAAGCUGGAUUUCAUAUUGCCCCCUCGUUGUACCAUAAUAGAGAUGUUCGCUUCUUUACAUACUGGACAAAGGACACAAAAACAGCGGGCUGCUACAACAUGCAGUGCAAAGGAUUUGUUCCAGCCAGAGGAGCUGCACUGGUGCCUGGCCAAGCCAUUGCUCCUCAGUCAACAUAUGGCGAACUCGACCACUAUGCCAGGCUUAGCAUAAACAAGGACCCGAAGACUGGAGCUUGGAUAUUGUACCGACAUGAUUUGCAUGCCCCAUCAUUCUUGGGACAUUUUCCUAGCGAGCUUUGCCCCGGUGAAGCGGCGCAAAUACAAGCAUUGACUGGAUUCGUAAAUUAUCGAAAGAAUGCUCGUGGUCCUCCAAUGGGCAGCGGGCAGUUUCCUGAUAAUGAAGAUCCUAAGAAAUCUGCCUACUUCAAGCAAGUUAAGGCUUAUGACUCCAAAGGUCAUGCUUGGAACCCAAUUACAACUGUAAUGCUUCCUCUAGCUGACAAGCCGGACUGCUACAGGCCAAGUGAUUUCCUUCUUGAUUUUAAGAAGGGCUACAUGUUUUACUAUGGUGGACCAAGUGAUUGUGUUGGUUGA